AUGCCUUCUUCCGCCACGGAUCGGCUGGAUAUUGAAACCGCGAAACCUCUGGAGCAAUUUCUCAAAUUCAAUCAGCUUCCGCUAGAAUUACGUAUUAGAAUAUGGCAGUUUGCUCUUGAGCCGCGGUUGAUUCAUCUCCAUCAUCGCACUAUCUCUGUCGAUUAUCAGCAAGAUGAAAAUGCCUACAAUGGCUACGCACCGGAAGGCCCAGAAGAGUCCAUUCAUACGCCAGAGGAAAUCUCGAAUUUGCCUGUAUAUAGACCACUGACAAAAGAAGAGGAUGACGAGGAACAUGAUCACGGAACCAUACAAGACACAACAGAGCGGCCCCCAAUACAUAUGGUCAUCACGCCUUGCAACGGUGCCGCACCUCGGUGUGAUUGCAAGUUCUAUCCUGUUCCAUAUUCACGUUCCGCUCCAUCACUUCCUGCGGUAUUAUUUGCAUGCCACGAGAGCAGACAGGCCAAUAUCGCUAGAUAUGAAAGAAUUAUGGAAGACGAGUACGACAAUCGAGGCAUUCCAUUUAUUCCCGCAACAUCGGGUCUGGUCAAAUCAUCAAGUUCCGAGCCGCCCGUAACUGGUAUCACUAUCAAUCCCGCCAUUGACACGAUUGCUCUCUCCGUAAACAUUGCCAGCAAAAAUAAUGUCCAUGAACUGAAGCGUUUCACGCUCAUCGCGGCUCGUCAGGUACCGGAUAUUACCACAGUCGUACUCAAGGGGCAUAUUGCUAUGCCGCCAUAUAAGUUCUGGUCGUCACAGCGCUUCCAGUAUUGGAGACGAUGGGGGGACGAGAGUUGGUGGGUUCCCACUAUCUCCCUUUUGAAGUUCCGAUAUCUGAAGGAAGUCAUCUUCUACUACCACGCUGAGAAGAAAAAUCGGGCAUUCUUACCAGACGAGUGGAAAGCUAGAACACGAGAUCAAUGGAUAUCAGAGCUUCGCAAAGUGGAAGAUAGGUGGCCAGAAUCUUGGAAAGGGGAACCGCCUAUGCUCAAAUUCGUUACUGAUUUGAAAAUGAUAUAA
Glarea lozoyensis ATCC 20868 is the source of this 1020-nucleotide messenger RNA. RefSeq lists its product as uncharacterized. The record is from RefSeq and is a predicted model, not a curated record. The transcript has a single exon. The coding region runs from base 1 to 1020 and encodes 339 amino acids. Lineage: Eukaryota; Fungi; Ascomycota; Leotiomycetes; Helotiales; Helotiaceae.